CCACCUCUCCGGCACGGUGAUGUGCACGCGGAGUUCUAUGGGUCCCCUCACUGCCGCCGCCACCACCACUACCACCACGGCCGUCGACUCCACCACAACCUCCACCACCACCUCCACCACAACUACCACCACCACCACCAACACCACCCCAUCCACAUCAACGGCCCCACAAAAGUGCCAAGUCUCCAUAUCCUUCGACAGAUGCAAGAUAACGUCGGUGACGUGUUCGUGCGACACACGUGAUAUCUUCUGGUGCCCGCACGUGGUGGCGCUAUCCCUCCACCGCAUCCGCCACGCUGACACCGUCCAGCUCAGGAUACCCAUCUCAGAGACGCUGCUGCAGAUGGACCGGCAGCAGCUGCAGAAGAUGAUGCAGUACCUGAUCAGCGAGCACCACACGGAGGUCCUGCCCACCGCCCAGAAGCUCGCAGACCAGAUCCUCCAACACACUCAUCCCAUUAACCACAUCCAAGGAGCCCCAGAUCCUACUGCAGGAGGUAGUGCUGAAGAAGAGCACUGUUGGCACUUAGAUGCUGAGCAGGUUAAGGAGCAGGUUGGGCAGUACCUCACCCAGGGGGGUUAUUACAAUGCCAACAAGCAGCUAUACUUUAUGUUCACUAAGGUGCGGGAGAUGGUUCGUGCUAGAGACAGUAAUGGUGCUAAAAUGCUCACAAUGAUCACUGAGCAAUUCCUUAAUGACCCCAGACUCUUACUCUGGAAGUCCCAGGGUACACCCAUGACAGACAAAUGCCGGCAACAUUGGGACCAUAUAGCUGCUUUGUGGGUGUGUGUGGUACUUGCCCCACACAGUGGAACAUCAGAAAAACAACAGUGGCAAAGAACCCUGGAGCAGUGGGCUCAUACAGAUGUUUGUCCUCUUGAGGAUCCAGAUCACAGACAUCAAGACAACAAUGACAGAAAUCAUUCAGCAGCUUACUACCUGAGCUCUGAUGAAGAAUCAAGUGAUGAUGAUAAUGAACUAAGGCGAAGAGAACCAAAUAGGGAUGGUAAUAAUCGUGACCACUACCAUCGUCAUCAUCACAACCAUCUACAUCAUCACAACCAAAGAGAAAUCCGAGAUAGAGAUAGAAGAUCUUCACACAGACGACACAAGCGACGGAGGAUCUCUGCCCCUCCCCGGACAAUAUUCCAUCGGGCCAUAGAUGCUUGUAAUAUGUCCUGGGACGACCAACACUUACAAAUAAUCCUUGCUGGUGAAACUCCGGUGCUAAGGACUUCACAACAUUCCUCUUCUUAUUAUAAUGAACAAGGGCAGCCACUUUGGCAUGAACCUGUACCAAUAGCUUGUUCUCGUGUGGAUGCUCUGAGAUCUCAUGGCUAUACCUCUGAAGCAUUAAGACUUGCAGUAGCUGUAGUACGAACACUAAAGCAGGCGCAGAGAGAAGCAUACCUUUGGUGGGGAAGCAAAAGGGAUGAAAUGCUUCCUAGGUGCUCUGCCUCAAGAGCUUGUAGAUCUCUUGGUCCAGGAGCAUUAGAAAGUUGGGUGGGACAUCCUUUAGACCCUAUAACCUGUCUCUUCGAUACAUUAGCUGAAGCAUCCCUCCUACCUGAAGAUUUACCAAGAUUCCAAUAUCAUAGUGAUUGGUUAGGUGUAGCUAACGAAGAUGCAACAAAUCUGGCGCCACUGAGGUAUCGACACGUUCCCAUCCCAGGCUCCAGUGAUCCCUGGGAAUCCUACCUUACCUUAGCCCUAGAAGCUGCACUUAUUGGUCUUGGCCAGCAACGUGCUAUGCCACCUGGGCUGUACGCACAGGAAAAGGCCUGUAAGCAAGAAGAGAAAAUGAUACUAAAACUUCAAGAACUUAAUCUUGACUCACCUCUCCUAGCAGUAUUACGUCGUCAAGCCAGACUACUUUUGGAGGGCGGACCAUUUUCCGGGCUUGGUGAAGGCAUCCACCCUGAAAGUGUACCAAUGCAUACUUUCACAAAGUUCCUAUUCACUGCUCUUUUGCCACAUGAUUCUGAUUUGGCAUAUCAGUUGGCUUUAAGAGCGAUAAGAUUACCCAUCCUGGAAGAUCACGAUGAUGUUGAUGACCCAGUUAACGGUAAUGUGUCUUCAUUGGUGCUGUCCCGAUAUCCCCGCUGGUUCACGUUGGGCCACAUUGAAACUCAGCAGUGUACCCUUGCCUGUACCAUGAUAAAUGCAGCAAAGAAUGAUGUUAUGCGGCUACGGUCUGUUCUGGAUGCUGCUCUGAGGAAUAUUCAUAGUUCCUCGCAUCUCUUUAAACUUGCUCAGGAUGCCUUUAGACUUGGGCUACCGGGGGAAGGCCAGAGAAAUUCAUUGCUUCUCAAUGCUGCGCUGGAACUAGGACUUCAGGUAAUGCGGAUGACCCUUACUUCACUCAAUUGGAGACGUCGAGAAAUGGUUCGUUGGUUGGUUACCUGUGCAACUGAAGUAGGGGUAUCGGCUUUAAUUUCCAUCAUGCAAAAUUGGUUCACACUCUUCACUCCAACUGAAGCAACUGGAGCUGUAGCCUCAACUAUCAUGAGCCACACAACAGUCAUGCGGUUACAGCUAGACCGUUCUAAACCAGAUGAGCUUCCUGCCUGUGCUAGAUCCCUAGCUUUGCAGUGUGCCACUAAAGACCCACCUAAUUGUGCUCUGAAUGCCUUGACCUUAUGUGAAAGUGAUCCAGUAUCAUUUGAGACAGCUUACCAAGUUGUUGUAGAUGCUGCUGCCCACACCAUGUCAUCCUCCCAACUCUUUACCAUUGCACGGUACAUGGAACAUCGUGGAUAUCCACACCGUGCUUAUACUCUAGCCAUGUUGGCUAUGCGGAGUGUACAUUUGGCAUAUAAUCAGGAUCCUCACCCAGCAAUUAAUGAUAUCCACUGGGCUGUGGCAUUAGCGCAUUCACUUGGUCGUGCUGAACUAUCCCAGCUUCUUCCAGUGCUCAUCAAGAAUGUCCAGUGUGCCACUGUGUUAUCUGAUGUCUUGCGACGUUGCUCCCUAUCAGCACCAGGCAUGGCAUGUCCAGACUCCAAACGUCGGCCAAUAAAGCCUCUAGCCUUUGAUAAAGCACCUUUACGAGGCCUCCUUGAAGCUACAAUUCUGGCCUACAUAAACACAACAAAUUCUCGCCUGACUCAUAUCUCGCCUAGACAUUAUCAAGACUUUAUUGACUUCUUAACUAAAGCUCAUGAAACAUUCAUGCUUGCCCAUGAUGGACACAUUCAAUUUGCACAACUAAUUGAAAAUAUGAAAGUGGCAUACAAGGGUAAGAAAAAGCUUAUGUGCUUAGUGAGGGAACGAUUUGGCUGAUGUCUGGUGAAUCAAUAUCAACGACAUUGCAGAAAGUGUUUUAGUAAAAUAUUAAGUUCUUCCCACUAAACAGAAAGCUCAAAAAAUGUCAUUAUUAUUAGUUUUGCAUUUUUUAAGGCCAGAAGUUUAACUGUGAAUAAACACUGAAUACGGUGCUGCAAUGAUCAUGAUCUGCUUCUGGGAUCAAAUGUCAAUCAGCAGUGAUGUUAUAUAAAACAUACGGACUCUUAGAGAUGCUUGACCUCAAAAGGAAGUUUAAUUUUAAGUUUAUUUAAAUCAGGCAUAGUGAUGUAGCACUUUAAGUUCAUAUUUCCUCAUUGUUAAUCCUCAUGGCAUGGUGCAGAUUUUUUAAUUUUUUUAUAUCAUUGAAAGAACCUUUGCAUAUUUCUCCCUUUUAAUAUGUAAUGACUGAUAAUGUCAUGUGUACAAGCUCAUAAAUUGUUGAUAAGUCACUAAUGUUGAUUUCAAGGUAUGUGCAACUUGAAUUACGUGUGUUAAGAACGUAAUGAUAUCCUCAUUUUAUUUUUAAUACUAUGUACGUAUAUUAUUUAUUCAAUUGCUUUUGCAAGUACUGUGUAUUUAUACCAAAGAUUAGUGAGAAACAAAUGGGUUAGCACUUUGCAUCUAAUCCAAAGCUGCAAGCAAGCCCAGUAGACAGUGUGAUACUAUGCUAAGUGGAAUCCCACCUCUUAUGCCCAUAUCACGCGGAGUUGGCGCCGUCAGGGACUCCAGUACAAACUACGGCAAAGUUCACAAGCUAUAGAAUGUUGAGGCUCAGUAGAUACUCUUAUCCUGAACAGCCAGUGAUAUGUCUCAAAACUCCAGAGCAGUCAAUCAUAACUGGUAAGAAAUUACUAGAGCCUAAGCAUUCAGCUGUCGUGGAUGCAGCCUAUAUCGUCAGGCCUCUCUCUCAGUCUCUACCCUACAACAGAAUGUGGGUUGAGGAUGCAGAUACUGAUGUAGAUAUCUCUGGAUUAGGGGUAUCUGAUCAAAAGAUUUGAAACUCAAUGCAAUAUAUCAAAAGAACUUGAUAAUUAAAUAAGCAUUGGUACCCUUGAUUUGGAUAUCAUAUGAUUUUUAUUUAUUUAUUUUUUUGUUAAGUAUAAAGCCAAGAGCACUGAAAAGCUUACUAAACAGUGGACAGUGAACAAGAUGAAAAUAAGAAAAAAGUUUUAAAAAAUUGUAAAAAAUAAACUCCGCAUGAUAAUACAGUACAGUAUUUAAAAUUGUGAUGUGACUGAAACCUGUGGUCCUUAGGUAUGCUGUCAAUUAAGCUCAAAAUCCUGUGUAAUAUGAGCGAUGGAUUACCCAUUCCUAAGGAUCACAUUGCCUGACCUAUACACAAAAUGUUAACGUCAAUGUACUGCAGGAGUGACAACCAAUGGAAACAUGUAGUCGGAAAUACUGUGUGCUACUGUAGUGCUGCCUCUCUCAACAAAGUUAAUUUCCGACGAUAAUGCACUUUAGUGAUCUACCUCCGUAUUCUUAUGUAGCAAACACAGCCGUGGCCUAUGUAGAUGGUUGUUUUUGUUUGCUGUCUUGCCAUAUCUUCAAAAGGUCCAGUGUGUUAUGUAUAUGAUCUCAUGUCUAAGGACAAAAAAAGUCUCUUUCUAGGCUGUAGAUUUCCAACUGUAUAUAAAUAUGUGUGUAGUGUAUAAGGUGCCACAGUGCCCUAUGGCAUGGUUGUUUUAGGUCUCAGUUAGCAUCUUUAACUUCAGGUGAUUCCACCUCCAUUUCUACUUCCUUGAGUGCUUCAAUUACUCCUUAUUUAUGUGCUGUCAGAAUGUCAGGAGUAUUAUUGGAACUCUAUGGUGAUGUGGAACAGGUUGAAGGUUUCACUUUCCUAGGCCAUGUUGAUUUGUUUAGUCAUAUGAAUUUAAACUGUUUUGACACAUUGGCAAGCUAAUAGUUUAAUUAGUGUUAUAUUUAAUAAAACUAGUGUUCAUGCUUGUUUUUUCCUUUUUUUAUUUCAAAGGAAUUUCUUUUGUUGCUUAGUGUUACUACUGGUAUUAAGUUAUUUAUGUACAAACUACAUUGUGCUGGUCGAUACCAAUGCCUCCCCAAAACUUCCAGAACGGCUACGUAUUGCACAUGUACACCGCUAGACUGUAAGUCCUAUGUGUGAUCUAACAGUGUCCCUGUAUAUAUUAAUAAUGUUAAUAAUUUAAUGCCCAACUCUGCAAAAGCUUCAUGAGCCCAAACUUGAUGUGUAUUGUCUGUGUAUAGGUCUAUGUGUACUUCCAACUAGCAUACGAAAGCCAUGGAUAUUUUUCCAGUGGUAUAAAUGGGUACUUUUUGUUGAAGAGUGCAAGUUUUUACCUCUUUCUGAGUUAUAUGUUUCCUGUAUGGGCAAACUAUAUAUGAAGCAAAUGAGAUGAGGAGAAAUACUAUGAAGGAGUUGUAUCUGUAGGGAUAAUAAUUAUCAAGGCAAAGAUUCAAGUUUGCUUAUCUCAGUGCAGUUGUACAUUUGGAUGCUAAUUGCAUCUACAUUUGGGAGUACUGUAUUUCACUAUUUCAAGACAGAUUGAAGGGUAUACACCACUCAGUAUUUUAGAUAGGUUCAACCUCUAGUAUGAUUGCAUCCUAUUUAUUUCAUCAUGCCAAAUUUGCCUACAGCCUUAAGUUAUAACAGAUCAUAUUUAAGCCAUAAAUCCAUAAAGUAUAUAACCUCAUAAUAGCACAAGGAUUAGGAUAUGGUACAUACCUGAGUGAUCAUUUUGUGUGUGUAUAUAUAAUAUAUAUAUAUUUAUAUAUAUAUACACAGUACAGAUAUAUAAAGGUGAUCAAUAUGUAGGAGUGAUCAGUAAUUGCAUGAUCACUAUCUGAUUCAUGACAAUCUUAGCUAGAGGCAUAUCACUCAAGGUCCUUGUGUCCAAAGCACUGAAUUGUCCCAAUGUUUCAAUCAUUUGCUUAAAAUGAAAAUGUAAGAUAAAGUGAAACGCAUGUGAAUACUGUAAAAUGCAUGUCAAUGCUUGAGAAUUGUAUAAUAUAUGUAGGAACUUGUACAUAGUAGAGUGACAUGUUAGGGUCGCUUAGUACUAGGUAGGUUAUUCUCUCUUUAUAUCUCUCUUCAUCUCAAUCUCUCUUUCUGGGCAUACAUAUUAAUCCUCACACAUUUAGAAUCCCAGUGGAUGCGUUAUGUUAUGAUACGGUACAUCAAACUUGAAAAGUUCAUAUCCGUUCGGUGAUUACUACAGAAUAUUUAUAAAAUUUUAAAGGAAAUAAACUAGAUUUCUUCUUUUACUGUCUCAUGUUUUAGAAUUAAUUAUGUAUUUUCAAGGCAGUGGUCAAGAAAAUUGUUGUUAUCCUCAUUUAGUUCAGUUGUUGUUAUUUAUAUUCGUUCAGAAUUAUUAUGCUUUAUUAUUUCUUUGAAGAAAUAUGGUGUGAAGAGUACUGUCUGAUUAUUCAAACUUGGUAACCUCUAUGAGUGGUUGAAAGUGUGUGUAACUGAAUGAAGGACACUUAUGAUGUGAAAGUUUGUUUACAUAUUUUUGUUACGUAAAUAAGGAUGUAUGCUAAGUGUCCAUUGCUAAACUGUUCCAUUAACAUUAUCUGUUUAGAAUUAUUUAUCGUGUGAUUCACAAAUUUUUAAUUCAAGCAUACAGGAUCUUUGCAAAGCCAUAUGCAAGUGUGUACAGUACAAGUGGAUGACAUAAAGAAGAGUUUUGUUCUUGUUUUUAUUUAAGUUAUGCAGAUAUCCCCACCCCCACCAUUUUAACCCACCCAUCCUUUACCCAUUUCCACUUUCAAAACUCCCAACCCAUUUUUGUCCUGUCAUGAUUAUUGUUUCUGCCAUUUUUUACAUUUGUAUUAAAGACUUUACAAGGA
Homarus americanus (American lobster) is the source of this 7111-nucleotide messenger RNA. Its product is annotated as zinc finger SWIM domain-containing protein 4-like. Gene Ontology annotation, molecular function: zinc ion binding. The transcript is spliced from 14 exons. Lineage: Eukaryota; Metazoa; Arthropoda; Malacostraca; Decapoda; Nephropidae. The record is from RefSeq and is a predicted model, not a curated record. Gene Ontology annotation, cellular component: Cul2-RING ubiquitin ligase complex. Bases 20 to 3283 code for a protein of 1087 amino acids.